AUGAGAUCACUUUCUCCUGCCUGCCGGCCCCUGGUACUGCAGCGUGUCCCUGCUGUCUCUGGGCUGAGCUCCCAGGCAGAGACUGCUGCUGCUGCUCAUCAUCACCUCCGCCCUCCUCCUCUUGGGAACCUAUCAGAGGCAGCUUUGGGGCCCGCACCGACGGCCGGGUCCGGAGUCAACAAUUACCUCUCCAUCGCAGAGUCCAUGGAGGCCACCGACGUCCUCAACCCCGCUCUGAAUUAUGGGAUCGUGGUGGACUGUGGCAGCAGUGGCUCUCGGGUCUUUUUGUACUACUGGCCCCCCCACAACGGGAACCCUCACCUACUGGACAUCAGACAGAUGAGGGACCUUAGCGACCAGCAAACCCAGUGCGUCAAAAAGAUCAAACCUGGUAUCUCCACGCUGGCGAACAAACCAACGCAGCCAGUGGACUACCUCCACCCUCUCCUCAGCUUCCGCUGCUGCUCACACGUCCCAAAGAACAAACACAAAGAGAGACGCCGCUCUAUAACAACCCUCUGCACCGCUGGCAUGAGGCUGCAGCCGGAGAGCAGGCGGGCCAUCUUGGAGGACCUGGUCACUGACGUUCCUCUGGAGUUUGACUUCCUGUUCUCGCGCUCUCAUGUUGAGGUGAUCUCUGGGAAACAAGAAGAUCCCCUACGGAGGUGCCCGGAGCCAUCACCUUCAGUUUCACCACAGGAAGAGGAAGCAGGGAAGAGUGUUCUCGCCGAGUUUAAUCUGGGCUGCGAUGUUGAGCACACACAGCAUGUUUACAGAGUCUACGUCACCACGUUCCUCGGCUUCGGAGGAAACAUGGCCAGACAGCGCUACGAAGACCAGCUGGUCAACAACACGCUGGCCAAGAACAGGUUUCUCACCACACAGACAGGCCUGAGCGAGGACAAACCGUACCUGGACCCCUGUCUGCCGGUCAGCCUGUCGGACACCGUUGUCAGGGACAACCGCACGUUGUACCUGAGGGGUCAGGGCAUGUGGACUCGGUGUCAAGAGGCCGUACGACCCUUUCUGGGCCUCCACAACGGCACCAUGUCACCCGGGGGCGUCUACCAGGCUCCCAUCAACUUCAGCAACAGUGAGUUCUACGGUUUCUCAGAGUUUUUUUACUGUACGGAGGACGUGCUGAGGCUCGGAGGACAGUAUGACAGCGAGAAGUACUCCAAAGCUGCUAUGGAAUACUGCUCCACCAAGUGGCCGACACUGAAACAGCGUCUGGACAACAAGCUUUUCUCUCAGCAGGCCGACAUCAGCAGACUCAAGUAUCAGUGCUUUAAGUCGGCCUGGAUGUACGAGGUGUUGCACUCCGGCUUCCGGUUCCCCACCGACUACCCGAGUCUUAAAACGGCCCAGCUGGUUUAUGACAAGGAGGUCCAGUGGACUCUGGGAGCCAUCCUGUAUAAAACCCGCUUCCUUCCUCUCAGGGACCUGCAGCAGGAGACACUGCGGCAGAGCCACCCCAGCUGGCUGCGCUCCUCCUUCGUCUACAACCACCACCUGUUCUCCCUCUGCAUCCUGGUGGUGCUGCUGGCCAUCCUGCUCUACAUCCUGCGCCUGCGGAGGAUCCACCAGCGCGAGCAGCGGCAGGCCGAGGCCCUGAACCUCCUCUGGGCCGAAGAGGGCGAGGCCCUCCUCCCCUGAGAAAUGUGACGGGGCCGAUAACCUGCCGCGGUCCUCCAUGACCGCAAAACUAAAGAAUGUGAGUUUGGAGGACGGAUGAGCGGAUUUCCCUCCAGCUGAGGGUGGGACUCGCCCGGCGAAGAUAUAUGGAAAGAUUUUUCCGUGUGCAAAAACAUCAGCGUACAGAGACAGUUUAACGAGCCUGGAAAUCAAACUCCUCUGUACAUUCUUUGAUCGUGCAGCUUUAAACACGGAGCCUAUCUCAGACUGGAAAAAUGUUCUCUGUGUUCACUUUUUGGAAGAAAACAAUCAAAACUGAACAACCGUCAUAAGUUUGCAACCUUUUCUUCCAAGAUCCAAAGCCAUCUUUCUGUUCUCGUCUUAGUUGGACUGUUUGCUCGGAUUCAGCGGGUUUGACGAGCGUCUCAACUGCUGAGCAAGAAGACGGAGGUGCUAAUCAUCAACAGAAAAUCUAGCAUAGGAAUAUUCAUUUAACCCUUUGAAAUGAGGAGCGACAUCACCUUUCCGGUGCUGCUUUCAGAUGUCUUUGUCUACCUCUGAACCUUCAGCAAAUUAGUGUGAUCUCUUUCAGAAACGUGAAAAAAUGCAAUUAGUGACUUGGUAAGAACUGUUUCACAAAUUGCAAGAAAUUAGUUGAUGUAGAGAAUUA
Molecule: messenger RNA, 2305 nt
Organism: Plectropomus leopardus (leopard coralgrouper)
Lineage: Eukaryota; Metazoa; Chordata; Actinopteri; Perciformes; Serranidae
Source: RefSeq, a predicted model, not a curated record